This is a messenger RNA of Capra hircus (goat), 1469 nucleotides long. It is a transcript of the gene LYPD6B, whose product is annotated as LY6/PLAUR domain containing 6B. The transcript is spliced from 8 exons. The record is from RefSeq and is a predicted model, not a curated record. NCBI's taxonomy places the organism in Eukaryota, Metazoa, Chordata, Mammalia, Artiodactyla, Bovidae. The coding region runs from base 184 to 906 and encodes 240 amino acids. Gene Ontology annotation, molecular function: acetylcholine receptor regulator activity.
CUCCCUGCGCGGCCACACCAAGGCCGGCCCGCAGCGAGCGCGCUCUGCGCUAGGACUGGGACCUGAGAGCCGGGAGCCGGGCUGGCGCGCGGAGGCCCGGCGAGCGCGGCGGCGCAGAUAUGCCACACUGCUGCCUGCCUUUGGCAAGCCUCCUGGACUAGGCUGCUUUUGUUAAUCACAUGGAUGUUGUGUCCUUGGGUGAGAGUAGCAGGAAGUAAAAGAGGAGGCAAAGAGAAAAUUAAGAAGGAUGUGCCUUGCAGAAAUCCCUUCUCUUGGCAAGGAAGCACACUGCAUUCUGGAACAAGAAUGAAUAUACUUUCCAAAGAGAGGACUCCUAAAAUAAAGACCAGCACCAGAGGUAUACGAGUGUUGGACUUCCCCACACCUGGGGUCAGAAUGCUGCUCCUCUGUCACGUCCUCACUGUAGCUGUGGUCCAGACUUUUAUCUUCUCUGAAAACCGGGUAUUUGCCAAGAACAUCAACUUCUAUAAUGUGCGGCCUCCUCUUGAUCCUACACCAUUUCCAAACAGCUUCAAGUGUUUUACCUGUGAAAAUGCAGGGGAUAAUUAUAACUGCAAUCGAUGGGCAGAAGAUAAAUGGUGCCCACAAAAUACGCAAUACUGUUUGACAGUACAUCACUUUACCAGUCACGGAAGAAGUAUAUCCAUCACCAAAAAGUGUGCCUCCAGAAGUGAAUGUCAUUUUGUUGGCUGCCACCACAGCCAAGAUUCUGAACACACGGAGUGUAGGUCUUGCUGUGAGGGGAUGAUCUGCAAUGUUGAAUUACCCACCAACCACACAAAUGCGGUCUUCGCUGUGAUGCACGCUCAGAGGACGUCCGGCAGCGGUGUCCCUGUGCUCUACCUACCGGUGUUGGCCUGGGCCUUCGUGCUGCCGUUGAUAUAAGGCCACCUUCCUGGGAGAGGCAGAGACCAGUCCUCUGAAGCACAAGCUAACAACUGUAAAAUGGCGAACUUUGAAGACCAAUCUCUUCAAGAUUGAAGGAUGUGCAUUGGACCUCACAGCAGAAGCCAGCUGUUUGCUUAGCUCAGGUACUCCUGCAGGAGGCCACGAGGAAGAGGACUUGGCAGGGACUGAGUGAUUACGUAGCUGUUAGGUUUCUUGAUCAAAAGGGCUGCAUUUUGUCUAUUCUGCAAGGAGGGUCCUGCCAACAUCUACCACAGGCAGGUUCAGUAGCCUGUGUUGUCCCCUCCAGACCAGACCUUUAGGGGAAAGGACUCCUUGACCUAAUUGACUCCUUCAGGGGCUGCUGGAACAGACCCUCUCGAUUCUGUGACUGGUUCAGAGCAUCUCUGUGAAAUCUAAUCCUUCCCUCAAGAGAAAGCAGUUUCCCCACUGAGGGUAUAGUAACGAGAAAGCCCACUAUAGGAAGAAAACUUCCAGGUGAACUAAUAUGAAACCUAUUUGCUAAUUGUGGGGGGAAAUAAAGCUUUUAAAUUAUAAGUGUA